Neopsephotus bourkii (Bourke's parrot) is the source of this 5115-nucleotide messenger RNA. It is a transcript of the gene MAN1A2, whose product is annotated as mannosidase alpha class 1A member 2. Gene Ontology annotation, biological process: N-glycan processing; carbohydrate metabolic process. Gene Ontology annotation, cellular component: Golgi membrane; endoplasmic reticulum; extracellular exosome. Bases 561 to 2492 code for a protein of 643 amino acids. The record is from RefSeq and is a predicted model, not a curated record. NCBI's taxonomy places the organism in Eukaryota, Metazoa, Chordata, Aves, Psittaciformes, Psittacidae. Gene Ontology annotation, molecular function: calcium ion binding; mannosyl-oligosaccharide 1,2-alpha-mannosidase activity. The transcript has 13 exons.
GGAGUGGAAUUGCGGUGGCCGUUACUGGCGCCGUUCGCAGCGGGGCGGCGCGGUGGGGAUGAGCCUCUGCCCGGCCCGGCUCAGCGGACGCGGGCGGGGGAACGCCGCGCGCCAGGUCGGGCCUCCAGCAGCCCGCUGCUGUUCGCUUCUGCCGUCCCGCAGGCGAGCGGCUGCGGAGCUCGGGGAGCGCCGCUGACCGGAGCCGCCCGCUCGGGCCCUAUCGGGCCCGGGGCGAGGGAGGGAGGGAGGGAAGGAAGGAGGGACACGCAGGUAGUGGGGCGGCCGCGCCCCAGCCCAAGCUCCCCGGGAGACGGGGGGGCUGUUGGGGCGGCCCGGCCUCUCUCUCCUGCGGUCCCGUCUCCUCCCCUUCGUUCCCCCGCGCGGUGGUUAGGCAGGCGAGGGAGUGCGCGGCCCGGCGCCCUCGGAGAGGAUGGUGAAGCCGCCCGCAGCUCCCGCGCCGGGCCGGGAGGCGGCCGAGCCGAGCCGGGCCCGCGCCGCCGGGGCGCUCCGCAGAGGCUAAGGGAUGAGCCGUACCCCGCGGGGUGGUCGCUAGCGGAAGGAUGACCACUCCCGCCUUGCUGCCGCUCUCCGGGCGGAGGCUGCCCCCUCUGAACCUGGGCGCCUCCGCCUUCCCGCACCACAGGGCUACCUUGAGACUCUCCGAAAAAUUUAUCCUGCUCCUGAUUCUUAGUGCCUUCAUCACCCUGUGCUUCGGGGCUUUCUUCUUCCUCCCCGACUCCUCGAAGCACAAGCGCUUUGACCUGGGCUUGGAGGAUGUGCUCAUUCCUCACGUGGACACCAGCAAAGGGGGCAAGAACCUCGGCGGCUUCCUCAUUCACGGGCAAGAGCACGACGAGCACCGGCACAGAGAAGAAGAGGAACGUCUGAGAAAUAAGAUCCGAGCAGAUCAUGAAAAGGCACUGGAAGAGGCUAAGGAGAAAUUGAAGAAAUCACGUGAUGAGAUUCAAGCUGAGAUUCAGACAGAAAAGAACAAAGUAGUGCAAGAGUUGAAGAAGAAGGACAGCAAGCCACUGCCCCCCGUUCCUUUACCAAAUCUUAUAGGGAUAAACAGUGGAGAACCAGCAGACCCGGAUAUCCGAGAGAAGAGGAACAAAAUUAAAGAGAUGAUGAAGCAUGCCUGGGACAAUUAUAGGCAAUAUGGAUGGGGACAUAAUGAGCUCAAACCAAUUGCCCGGAAAGGACAUUCCACCAACAUAUUUGGAAACUCACAAAUGGGUGCUACCAUAGUAGAUGCAUUGGAUACUCUUUAUAUCAUGGGGCUUCACGAUGAAUUCAGAGAAGGACAAGAGUGGAUUGACAAAAACCUUGAUUUCAGUGUGAAUUCUGAAGUAUCUGUUUUUGAGGUCAAUAUUCGCUUCAUUGGUGGUCUUCUAGCAGCAUACUACCUUUCAGGACAAGAGGUUUUCAAGGUCAAAGCAGUGCAACUGGCAGGAAAACUUCUUCCAGCUUUCAACACACCUACGGGUAUACCAUGGGCAAUGGUGAAUCUGAAAAGUGGUGUAGGUAGAAACUGGGGCUGGGCCUCUGCCGGCAGCAGCAUCCUCGCUGAGUUUGGUACUCUGCACAUGGAAUUUGUCCACCUCAGCUAUUUGACAGGAGACCCUGUAUACUACAACAAGGUCAUGCACAUUCGGAAGUUACUUCAAAAAAUGGAUCGUCCUAACGGACUUUAUCCAAAUUAUUUGAAUCCAAGAACAGGCCGAUGGGGUCAGCAUCACACAUCCGUGGGCGGGCUGGGAGACAGUUUUUAUGAAUAUUUAUUGAAAGCCUGGCUUAUGUCAGACAAGAUGGACACGGAGGCAAGAAAAAUGUACGACGAUGCCAUUGAGGCCAUAGAAAAGCAUCUCAUCAGAAAGUCCAAUGGAGGACUGACCUUCAUUGGGGAGUGGAAGAAUGGGCACCUUGAAAGAAAGAUGGGCCACUUGACCUGUUUUGCAGGGGGAAUGUUUGCCCUUGGAGCAGAUGGUUCCAGAGAUGAUAAAGCUGGACAUUAUUUGCAGCUUGGAGCUGAAAUUGCACAUACAUGUCACGAGUCAUAUGACAGGACAACAUUAAAGCUGGGUCCAGAAGCAUUCAAAUUUGAUGGUGGCGUAGAGGCAGUGGCUGUGCGGCAGAAUGAGAAGUAUUACAUCCUAAGACCAGAGGUGAUUGAGACCUACUGGUAUAUGUGGAGGUUUACCCACGAUCCCAAGUACAGGCAGUGGGGCUGGGAGGCAACACAGGCAAUUGACAAGUAUUGCCGAGUCAGCGGUGGCUUUUCUGGUGUCAAGGAUGUCUAUUCCUCAUCUCCUACAUAUGAUGAUGUACAGCAGAGUUUUUUCCUUGCUGAAACUUUGAAGUAUUUGUAUCUGCUGUUCUCCAAUGAUGACCUUCUACCAUUAGACAACUGGGUUUUUAACACGGAAGCUCAUCCUCUGCCUGUUUUACAUUUAGCCAACACCACACUAUCAGGAAACCCUACAUAUCGAUAAAAACAGCUCUAUGAAGAGAAAGAGAGACUGUUUUCAGCUCUGUUUUGUUUACAUGGACCACUUGAGACUUUUAAGCAGGAGAGGAGACAGACGAUUGCUAAAACUAGACCUCUGAGUCAAGCACGUACCAGCGUGAGAAAUGAAGCUCUUCAGCAUAUAGAUAAGUUAAAAGUUCUGUUUUAUACAUGACCAAAACACAUUAGUGUGAUAUUUGCAGGACAGAGACUUCAUGCGCUUCGAACCUUAGCAAGACAUGGAAUCUGUUGUUUAAUAGGAGCACAGCAGCGUAAGGAAGAAGAGGCCCUCCCGUCUAGGGAGAGAAACUUGCUGCUGCUGCUGUUCUAAACAAGGAACACACACCAGUCACCUCUUCAGAUCAGGUGGCUUCCAAAUACCUAGAUUUUCCUUUUCUUUUUUAUUUUUUAUUUGUUUGAGGAUGGCAUGAACAAAGCAACAACAAAAGCAACAUCCCUGCACCAGCAGCAGCAGGAUUUGAAUUGCUUUCUGUACCUCUCUGAAUUUCCUAAGGAGCACCUGCUUGUCCAGACUGGCAGCCAUUCUCAGGGCCACUAACCUAUUCAAGCUAAACUUUAAACCAUAAAAACUAUUGCCUCCUCCUUUUCCCCUUUUCAGAAUAAUGCUGAAAGAUCUGUGUUGUAUGCUUGCAACCAAAAAACCCCAUUUAGUAGGCAUUUGCUUUGUAGCUCUCUGUCAGCAACACGGGCUUUGUUCAUUUGGCAAGCUACAGUCAGAAUCUGGAGCGAGUUGCAGGGGUAGGAAGGAACCUGAGCUUCCCUUCCUCAGAAAUCAUGUCACAUGGAAAAAAAACACUCUUCUAUUAGUCCUAGUUCUUUUAGCUAAAAAAAACAGAGAUGACAAAAUGAGAAAAACUGUCUCUCAUGAUUUCUAUAGGUGGAUACAAUAGAUGGUACUUAAAAAUGUUCUCUCCCCUUGAGCCAAGCAGCAGGAGUUUGUUGGUUUAUACUUUUAUAAACAAUCUAGAUUUUUCCUGAAAGUUAAAUUUCCUCAGUUGGAUACUGUUGACAGAACCUUCUUUGCAGGUUUGUGUAUGACAGAAGCCCAAAGCUGCCUUUGAUUUAAUUUAGAAAACUGCUGCCAAAUCAGUGUGAUCUUCUUAGGAAACAUCUCUGACAUAGGGGUAGAAAAAGAAACUAAAGUCUCUUUUCCCAUUAGUUUAUGAGAAAUGAGAUGCUGCUACCUGCAUGUUUUGGGUUUUUUUUUUCCAAGAGCUCCUGGGCUGUGCUGUGCAUCACUUACAUGGAGUCUGCUUCAGUCUUUACUUAGUUCCUAAAAGAAAUUUUAGUCUCUUCAGGUACAUCUCUAUCUCUUUUUUUUCCUUUUAGCUGUUUUUCCAGGAUCCUUACAGCUCAAAUUAUUCUUUCUAUUCCCCUUUAUAGCUCUCAAAUCCUUUUGCCAUGGUGACUGACCCCUUUGCUGAAAAGGAGCUGUGAGGUGCUCCUUUCCCUCCUAUUUAGCGCACAGGUUGAGUCUUUAAAAGAUCUUGAUUGUGUUUUCAUACUGAAGUGAAUGGUAGAACUCUUUAGUGAGCUACAGCAGUAAAGCAUCAGAUAGAAAGGGAGUGAGUGCUUUUUUUCCCUUCAAAAGAUGUUUUUAUAUGAAGUUUUAUAUAGAAAAGCUUUUCUAUCAUAUCUGACUGUACAUUAUAGUAGAAUGUCCCCCAUAAAAUUUUCCUUCACUCGUCUCUGACACUAACUUGGACAUAGAAAUCAUGAUGUAAGAAAAAAAUGCUAUCAGAUGGUUUUUUCCAGACAGUUUCUUUAUUUUCAGAGGGGGAAGACACAGAGCUUGGAGAAAACUCCAGUCUCUGUGUUUUUACCUUAAUACCAGUCGCUUAGUUAUUCUAAGUUGAAGCAGUAGCUUAAAAAUAAUUGCAGAACCAAGAAAGUAAUUGAUACAGUAAAUAAUACUGAAUCAAGUAAUUUUUUAUCUAAAAUCAGAAGUCAGUUAAUAAAUGGAUUCUUCUUACCAGUCCCACAUUAACUUAUUUUUCUAAUUGGUAUUCAGUGGCUUACUGAAGAGCUGGUCAUUUUCCAUUUCCCAAAGUUCAGAUAGGUUGUAUUUUCAAAUUGAGUUUUUUUCCCAUUACUAGUUUAAAACUGCACUUGAUUUCAUUGUUCUCUUCAACUUCUCCAGGUACAAAGGAGAAAGAGGAAAAGCAGAUUCUUCCAUUUAAAAAAAUAAAUACAAAAAAAAGCAGCACUUUCCAUCCCGUAACAUCCAUUCUCAUACAUCUCCUGAUGAAUACACAUGUAGAAUGGCUGCCAGUCUGUUCAGGGGAAGGGCAAGGACAGAAUUCUGGAGUCCCAGAAACAGCAAACUUCUUAUUGUUGCUCCUCUAGCCCCUGUCGUGAAUUAAAGAGUAGCCCUUCAAAUUAGUUCCUCCAUGAAUCCCAAUGGGUUUAACUCAUCGCCACAAGAAUGCUUGCAUUGAGGACCUAAGCUGUUUCAUGUUCAGGAAUGGUAUUUUUCUCAAAGCAGACAUACAGCACUGCUAUUUCUUCUUUGUGUAGAUGAGCAGCAGGUACCAAAUAAAGAACACUUUUUUCCCAUUUUCCGGUUACCCCGAUGGCUAUCACUUUUU